This is a messenger RNA of Pocillopora verrucosa, 459 nucleotides long. The record is from RefSeq and is a predicted model, not a curated record. Lineage: Eukaryota; Metazoa; Cnidaria; Anthozoa; Scleractinia; Pocilloporidae.
AUGGAAGAAAACAAACCAGAGAAGAGGGGGACAAAGCGAAAAAUUGAAAGGCUACCUUCGGAAGAAAAAGACUUCAGAGAAUCAAGUGCGACGAUGGAAAGAGUCUGUGCUCCAGCUGAUUACAAAGUUAUGGAAGAACUCAUAGAAGACCCGGUGAACGAAGAAAAGGAACGAAGAAGGAGGGCUUUUGAAAAGUGGACUGAAGAGUCACACGAUGAGUUUGCAAAUGGACUGGUUGUUCAUGGAAAGAAAUUCAACACAGUGGGUGACAAUCUUCCGGAAAUGACUGUAGCAGACCUUGUAGAACAUUACUACAUGACCAAACCCUUUGACUUCAAUUUCGAGAAGUGGCAGGCUAGGGAAAAAGCCAAAGACAACGGCUUAAAGCCUUCAUCAAUAGAGUCCAAGGGCACUUCUACGGAAGCGGCUCAAGCAUCAACCACAUCUGAGCCCCACUAA